Bufo bufo (common toad) is the source of this 1666-nucleotide messenger RNA. It is a transcript of the gene DCUN1D5, whose product is annotated as defective in cullin neddylation 1 domain containing 5. NCBI's taxonomy places the organism in Eukaryota, Metazoa, Chordata, Amphibia, Anura, Bufonidae. Gene Ontology annotation, cellular component: ubiquitin ligase complex. Gene Ontology annotation, biological process: positive regulation of ubiquitin-protein transferase activity; protein neddylation. The transcript is spliced from 10 exons. Bases 303 to 1001 code for a protein of 232 amino acids. Gene Ontology annotation, molecular function: ubiquitin conjugating enzyme binding; ubiquitin-like protein binding; cullin family protein binding. The record is from RefSeq and is a predicted model, not a curated record.
CACGCUCAGCCCCUGGGACUACAGAUACGGGCGGCGCUCGGCGUGACGUCAUCAGCGCUGCGACGUUCUCCUUACACGGCCGGCCAGUGAAUCAGUGCGCUCCCGCCUGGGCUGCAGGACGAGCCGGAGCUGCGAGAACUGUAGAGCCAAAGAGGACGCCACCAGCGGAGAGGCCGCGAUCCUAUAGAUCUGGUAAGACUACGGACGUCGUCACCUCCUGCUACAUAUUUUCUGCGUCCUGUGAUUAGUCCUCAUCCAGACUUACUUCCUUCAUUAUACUUCAUUCAUCAACUUGUGAAAAUAUGCCUGUGAAGAAAAAGAGAAAAUCCUCCGCUUCCGAAGAACUGAACCUGAAGAAAUGUAGAAUAACUGGGUAUUGCAGGACUCAGACACCGAAUAGAGUAAUCAAUGAAGACCUGUUCUCCAGCAAGAAGUGCCUGGCGUGGUUUUACGAGUAUGCAGGUCCAGAUGAGAUUGUUGGUCCAGAAGCUAUGGAAAAAUUCUGUGAAGAUAUUGGUGUUGAACCAGAAAAUAUUAUUAUGUUAGUUUUGGCUUGGAAACUAGAAGCAGAAAACAUGGGUUUCUUCACAAAGGAAGAGUGGUUAAAAGGAAUGACGUCAAUACAAUGUGACAGCACAGAAAAGUUACAGGGUAAAUUUGAUUAUCUACGCGCUCAACUGAACGAUAACACUGCCUUUAAGAAUAUUUACAGAUAUGCUUUUGACUUUGCUAGGGAUAAGGACCAGCGGAGUCUGGAUCUCGACACAGCAAAAUCCAUGUUGGCACUUAUUCUAGGAAGAACGUGGCCGUUGUUUUCUGUAUUCUACCAGUAUCUAGAGCAAUCAAAGUACAGAGUUAUGAACAAAGACCAGUGGUACAACGUGUUAGAGUUCAGCCGCACUGUUAAUGCCGACCUUAGUAACUAUGAUGAAGACGGUGCCUGGCCCGUGCUCCUUGAUGAAUUUGUUGAGUGGCAUAAAGUCCGCCAGAUGUCAUUAUAGCAAAAGAUAUUCUGGAAAAAGGAAAAAAAAUAGGAGAACUUUCUGGUGACCUAACACAAAGUAUUUGAAGAAUACUUUCAUCUUUAUCGAAGCCUUUUUUUGUUUUGUUUUUGUUUUUAAUGGAACUGAAGUUUUCUUGUUACACUGGAGUCAGGAAGAAGCCGCGUCAGACUCGUCCCUGAAGUUACUGCUUUCGAUGGCGUUCACACUUGUCUUGGUCCACCAGACAAGUCUACCAGCGAUGGCGAAACCUCUUGGGUUCCUGGGUCACAAGUAUCUCAGCCAUUUCACUGGCACAUUGUGUCCUCAAACCACUUUACGUACACGAAAUGUGGAGAGACUUUUCUGUGCCCCAGAGCGUCUUGGAUGAAACCUACUACUUUGGGUUAGACGUCACAUCUGUAUUGUAAACCACGUUGUGUUUUUUUUGUUUUUACAUCCCGCAUUUUUAAUUGUGAAAUGCUAAGGAGAGGCAAAUUCAAUAACUGGACACAGAGGGCUGUCUUUACAUUUCUAUAGAUGUUGGUAUAUCGGUGGCUUGUCACAUUGGAAAGGGUCCUUUGAUUAAUGGUAGAAGUACCUGAAUAAUAGCCUCACGUGAAAAGUUUUUAAAGGAGCGGUCCAGGAUUUGAAAAAAAAUUAUGCUUUUUUUUUUUUUUUUUUUC